Molecule: messenger RNA, 1034 nt
Organism: Culex pipiens pallens (northern house mosquito)
Lineage: Eukaryota; Metazoa; Arthropoda; Insecta; Diptera; Culicidae
Exons: 2
Coding region: 142-843 (233 amino acids)
Source: RefSeq, a predicted model, not a curated record
GAUUAUAUUAAACAUUUUUGAAUAAAUUACUUUCAAAAUCAAAACCACUUUCAUUUGACAUCCGCUUUGCAUAGAAAGUGUAGUACUAGAGUUAACCUUUGUUUUUCCUUUCGCCUUUCCACAGCAACCAACAGCAGCACGAUGAUGGAACCGACGAUCAAAAUCGAAGAGGAUAGCGUCGAGUUUGACGAGUACGCCUUCUACUCCUCCCAUAACAUGGUGAAACCGGACGAGGAAGCCAGCCAAGAAGAUGAUGGCGGCGAUGAAAUUCCUGCCCCGGCGGCAACGGAAACGGAAGCACCCACUCGGCGCUCCUCGUCGAAACGAACCGCGGUCGUGGCCUCACCGAAGCUGCAAAUCACCGAUCUGUUCCAGAUAUCGAACGUGUGCAGCAGCCAAAGUCGCAACCUGAUGAAGCAGCCGUUCCCGAUUCAGACGGUGAACGAACUCAACGAGCUGGACACGCUGCUGCUGGGGAAUCCGGCGUUUAUGGAGAAAUGCGCCCAAGUGCUGCACAAUGCGGUGCGGAACGAGACGCUGGAAAACGUGACCGGUCACAUGCGGCUGCUGCUGGAAUUUGCGGUCGACUACUCUGUGCUGCUCAAGUACAGCUGGUUUGGGUUUCUGCCGAGAUCGCCGAUAGCGCGCGGGAUGGGCGAACAGCAGCCCUUCCGGAAUUUGAUCGGGGUCAUCCACUUGUUGCACCGAGCGCGGCGCCUUCGCUACGGCAAAUGCAGCCUCGAGGAGAUCCACGAGGGAAUCGAAAAGUUCCUCAAACGAAAGCUGCGCUGUCACGCACUUUUUGUCAAGAAGCAAAACUACGUCGUUCAAUCUCCCGGAUAGGACGGACGUGUGCCAAAGAACCAGAGAAUUUAUUCUAGUCCAAGUGAAAUUUAGUUUAUACAAAUCCCAGUAUUACGUGUAAUGGAUUUUAAUAGUCAUAGUCUUUAGAGAUCAUCAGAUAUUAGCGUUUGAGAAGCGCACAACUACUACUCUGAAUGAGGCCAACCAUAAUAGUAAUAAUUUAUUUAUUU